Messenger RNA from Sporothrix schenckii 1099-18, 1113 nucleotides. RefSeq names its product exosome complex component RRP43. NCBI's taxonomy places the organism in Eukaryota, Fungi, Ascomycota, Sordariomycetes, Ophiostomatales, Ophiostomataceae. The coding region runs from base 1 to 1113 and encodes 370 amino acids. The record is from RefSeq and is a predicted model, not a curated record. Gene Ontology annotation, cellular component: nuclear exosome (RNase complex); cytoplasmic exosome (RNase complex). Gene Ontology annotation, biological process: U4 snRNA 3'-end processing; nuclear polyadenylation-dependent mRNA catabolic process; TRAMP-dependent tRNA surveillance pathway. The transcript has a single exon.
AUGGCACAACAAAAGGGCCAAUUGGCCCGCCCCAUCUUCGCCAAGAUCGCACCGCACGAGUUCCUCGUCGCCAACCUCGCGCGCGACGGCCAAAACAACCAGAGCCAACAAGGCACCCGACCAAACGGCCGUGCCACCGACGAGUCCCGCGAUUUUGACGUGCAUACCGGCUCGCUCUCGCAGGCCCACGGCAGCGCCGCCGUCCGUCUCGGCCGCACGCGCGUUAUCUGCGGCGUGCGUGGCGAGAUCCUGCCUGUCGCCAACAUCCCCCAGUUCCGUCCAUCCGCCGUCACGGCCGACCGCUCUGCGGACCACGCCGUGGAGGCCGACAACCGCCGCCAGCUGCGCGACUACGACUUGCUGGUGCCCAACCUCGAGCUGGCGACCGGCAGUGCGCCCGAGUUCUUGCCCGGCGGCCCGCCGUCCGUGCUGGCCCAGGUGCUGAGCACGCGGUUGUACGCCCUGCUGCACAGCAGCGGCCUCGUCGACGCCGAGGCGCUCAAGAUUUGGCACACGCCGCGGCGGGCGGCCGAUGGUGCUGACGGAGACAUGGACAUUGAUGAGGAGGAGCCGGCAGACGCAGAGGGCGACGGCUCCCCUCGCACACCCGAGAUCAAGGCGUACUGGACGCUCUACAUUGACCUGCUCUUCCUCUCCUUUGACGGCAACCCCUUGGACGCCGCCUGGGCCGCCAUUGUUGCCGCCCUCCGAGACACACACCUGCCGCACGCCCGCUGGGACGCCGACCGCGACCGCGUCGUUUGCUCCCCGCCCUCGGUGACGCCCGCGCCGCCCCUGACGCUGCGUGGCCUGCCCGUGGCGUCGACGGCCGUGGUGUGCGUCGAAAACCGGAAACGGCAGCAGAGACAGAGCAGCGAGGUGGCCGGUGCGCACUGGAUUCUGCACGACCCGGACCGGCUCGAGGAGGGCCAGUGCCACGAGACGGUGACGGCCGUGGUCGACUGCUCCAACGGCACGGGCAAGGCCACAGUGGUGCGCGCGCUGUCCAAGAGCGGCGGCGUGCUCGUGGGGCCCGCGGAGCUGCACAUGCUCGUGGCCUCGGCCGAGACGCGGUGGACGAGUCUGUCCAAGGCAUUGGGACAGGGUCCAUGA